GUGCGGCCGCGCUGCCUCCAGGAAGCCUCACGGGCCUGCGCCGGCUCCCAGGAUGCAGUGUGGACCGGCCGGGCGCUGACGGCGGCGGCGCGUCUGCGGACAGAGCGGCGCGGGCCGGCCAGCGAGGAGCGCGCGCCGCGGACGGGGACGGCGGGCCGGGCGCGCGGGCGGCGCCUGCGGAGAGGCCGGAGCCGGCCUGCGUGGGGCCGCGCGGCGGCGGCGACUUCCUCCGGGCCGGGCCGGACAGCGCAGGGCCAUGGCCGAGGCGGCCGCGGCUCCGAUUUCUCCCUGGACGAUGGCAGCUACAAUUCAGGCAAUGGAGAGGAAGAUCGAAUCACAGGCUGCCCGCUUGCUGUCCCUAGAAGGUCGAGCGGGGAUGGCCGAGAAGAAGCUGGCCGACUGCGAGAAGACGGCCGUGGAGUUCGGGAACCAGCUGGAGGGCAAGUGGGCCGUGCUGGGCACCCUGCUGCAGGAGUACGGGCUGCUGCAGAGGCGGCUGGAGAACAUGGAGAACCUGCUGAGGAACAGGAACUUCUGGGUCCUGCGGCUGCCCCCGGGCAGCAAGGGGGAGGCCCCCAAGGAGUGGGGCAAGCUGGACGAGUGGCAGAAGGAGCUGUACAAGCACGUGAUGAGGGGCAACUACGAGACGCUCGUCUCCCUGGAUUAUGCCAUCUCCAAGCCCGAGGUCCUGUCCCAGACUGAGCAAGGGAAGGAGCCGUGUGGCUGGCGCCGCACAGCCCCCAAGGUUCCGGAUGUUCCUGUGGACCCAAGUCCAGGCUCGGGACCCCCGGUUCCUGCCCCUGACCUCUUAAUGCAGAUCAAGCAGGAGGGUGAGCUCCAGCUCCAGGAGCAGCAGGCUCUGGGUGUAGAGGCGUGGGCAGCCGGACAGCCAGAUAUCGGGGAGGAGCCCUGGGGCCUCAGCCAGCUGGAUUCCGGGGCAGGAGACGUCUCUACAGAUGCUGCUUCUGGGGUCCACUCCAGCUUCUCAACCACUAUUGCACCCACUUCCUGGCAGGCGGAUCUCCCUCCCCACCACCCCUCAUCCGCAUGCUCCGACGGGACCCUGAAGCUCAACACGGCCGCCUCCACGGAAGCAGAUGUAAAAAUUGUGAUAAAAACGGAAGUCCAGGAAGAGGAGGUGGUGGCUACACCAGUGCACCCUACUGACCUAGAGGCCCACGGGACUUUAUUUGGACCAGGCCAAGCCGCGAGGUUUUUCCCUAGUCCUGUCCAGGAAGGCGCCUGGGAGAGCCAGGGCAGCUCCUUCCCCAGCCAGGACCCCGUGCUGGGGCUUAGAGAGCCCGCGCGGCCUGAGCGGGACAUGGGGGAGCCCAGCCCUGCCGUGGCCCAGGAUGAGACCCCGCCAGGAGACUGGCUCCUUGGGGGGGUCCGGUGGGGCUGGAAUUUCAGGUGUAAACCUCCUGUGGGUCUGAACCCGAGGACUGGGCCCGAGGGGCUGCCCUAUACCUCCCCUGACAAUGGAGAGGCUGUUCUGGACCCAGGCCAGGCCCCGAGACCCUUCAGUGACCCCUGUAAAUACCCUGGCCGGACCAAAAGCUUUGGCCACAAGCCAAGCCUGAAGAAGCACCCGGCCACGGCCACGGGGGGGCGGCCCUUCACCUGCGCCACAUGCGGGAAGAGCUUCCAGCUGCAGGUGAGCCUGAGCGCACACCAGCGCAGCUGCGGGCUGCCCGACGGGGCGGCGGGGGCGGCGGGGGCCGCGCGGGACGGCAGCGCCCUGCGGUGCGGGGAGUGCGGGCGCUGCUUCACGCGGCCAGCCCACCUCAUCCGGCACCGCAUGCUGCACACGGGCGAGCGGCCCUUCCCCUGCACCGAGUGCGAGAAGCGCUUCACCGAGCGCUCCAAGCUCAUCGACCACUACCGAACGCACACGGGCGUGCGGCCCUUCACCUGCACCGUCUGCGGCAAGAGCUUCAUCCGCAAGGACCACCUGCGCAAGCACCAGCGCAACCACGCGGCCGGGGCCAAGGGCCCGGCCCGGGGCCAGCCGCUGCCUCCCCUCCCGGCCGGCCCCCAAGACCCCUUCAAGAGCCCCGCCUCCAAAGGACCCUUGGCCUCCACAGACCUUGUGACCGACUGGACUUGUGGCCUGAGUGUCCUGGGACCCACCGAUGGCGGGGACCUGUGAGGCACCCCAGGACGGCCAGUGUCGGCUCAGCCCUCCGAUCCUUGCGGGCCAGGCGUGUAAAAAGUCCCGUUUCCAGACGUCGGGGGGCGGCUCACGCAGAGGCGGGAGUGGACACUGGGAGACUAAAUCCCCACGUUGCUGAACUGAUCACUGGAAGAAGAGAAACUGUUAAUAUGGCUUCCACCUCUAAACAAAGUAGAACUCUGAUUGUGAAACAGCACCAUAGAAUUUUAAGUAAUUUAAUUACGAAACUUUUUUUUUUAUUCUUGAAGAAGCUGGAAAAUAGUCGUAGUACCAGUUUAAACUUUCUAGCAUACUUUCGGUUUCCAGAGCGUGUGUUUAUGUGGCUGUGUCCUUACCAAGUCAGACAGAGUGUGCUGGAAGGUUGGCGGGGCUCGGGACACAGUGAGGAGGGACCGAGAGCUCCCUGGCCCCACUGACUCCGAGGGAUGAGAUGGCCUUAGCCCGGAGCCCUGGCGGAGCUGGGCGCUGCUGGGCCGGGGCGGCGGGGCUGAGCCUGGGGCUCCGAGCCUCACUCAGCAGGGAGAGGACUUGCCUGGAGCAGCAGCUCCAUUCCCCACUCGCCUCUGCCGUCAGAAGGGAGCUCGACAGUGUUGCCCUGUUGCAUGACCUCGGGAAGGAAAGUUGUCUGAAAACACAGGGGUAGGGCUGCAGAGGUGACCGGGCAGGAGUAGUGCUGCCACCAGCUAGGAACCAGCGGAGCCAGAAACAGCCUGGCCUACCAACCGCACCUGAACCUGCUUCCACUCUGCAAACAUGCUCGUGACCCCUGCAUAGAGGUUUUCAUUGUCAAAGUGCUUUCACAUUACAUCCCAUUUGAUUGUUACCGUGACCUUGUAAAACCCGCAGGGCAAGUCUUCUUUCUUGUUAAAGGUGAGGAAGUAAAUUACUCAAAGGGGAUACAUCUCAGCCUGCACUGUGGAGGCCGCUGGGGCCAGCAGUUGGGAAAAGCCUCAGGUUGGACACCGCUUGUCCUCCCAGAACCUGUUUGGGGAAGGGAAGCUCUUCGUUUUCACCCUCUCAGAAGGGACGUUCCACAAGUGCAGGAGCAAAGUGGUCAGGCCUCAGGCUUUAGCUGAGCCCAGGCCUCCCUGGCGUGUGCUCCCAGCAAGGCCUGAGAGGUGGGGUAUGGAUGAUGCUUGCUCCUUCUCCGCUGACAUCCUACCAGUGGAAUCAGACGUGGGCCCGGGUUUCUUGAUUCCACAGUGCUGGCCCCAGCCACACAAGUAACCAUUCCUGUUUUGUUGAAGCUGCCACUGGAUCCCUUAUCCAAAACGGGUGACGUGUUCCCCAACCCCGCAGAGGAGAGACCAGGGCUGCUAUUCACUCAGCUCCCCCAUGUGUACUUUUGUUAGACAAUAGACUAGUUAAGAAAAUUGUUUCUUUGUACUGUAUAUUUUGUACCUGUUUACACCUCUAAUUGAUAUAACUGAUAUUUUGAAAAACAAAUGAAGAGGAAAUGCCCUGUUAAAAUAAAACCUAACCAGC
Molossus molossus (Pallas's mastiff bat) is the source of this 3658-nucleotide messenger RNA. It is a transcript of the gene ZNF746, whose product is annotated as zinc finger protein 746. The coding region runs from base 257 to 2149 and encodes 630 amino acids. NCBI's taxonomy places the organism in Eukaryota, Metazoa, Chordata, Mammalia, Chiroptera, Molossidae. The record is from RefSeq and is a predicted model, not a curated record. Gene Ontology annotation, biological process: regulation of DNA-templated transcription. The transcript has 7 exons.